Messenger RNA from Peromyscus maniculatus bairdii (prairie deer mouse), 3004 nucleotides. The record is from RefSeq and is a predicted model, not a curated record. Lineage: Eukaryota; Metazoa; Chordata; Mammalia; Rodentia; Cricetidae.
UGGCUCUGCCUCCCGAGUGCUGGGAUUAAAGGCGUGCACCACCACCGCCCAACAUCGUGGGACUCUUAUUUUAUGGAAUCAAGUGUUGCCUAAACUAGAAUUACAAGUAAGUUUGGAUCUUUAGGAUUACAUUUAGCAUCACAGUGGCCCAAAUGUCCACUGACCAAUGAGUGAACAGAAUGAGGUGGGAAAUCCUGACCCAUGCCACCACAUAAAUGAACCUGGCAAACAUCGGGUUGAGAAGGUCCUAGGACAAAUUCCAAUCAAGGAAUGUUGGUGGCCCCGGCUGCUGGAGAGGAACUGGAGAAAAGUUCCCUGGGCAGGGACAUUUCUGAUUUGCAUGAUAACACACUUUCAAGUUUCAAAACGCAAAACUGCAAGUCCCAUACACUACUGGUACACUCAACAGGUUAAAAUGAAAGUUGUGUUAUUACUUGUACUUUAUCAUACUUAAAAAGAGAGAAGUCAGGUGCGUUGGCACAUGCCUUUAAUCCCAGCCCUUGGGAAGCAGAAACAGGCGGAUCUCUGAGUUUGAGGCCAGCCUGGUCUACAGCAAAUUCCAGGACAGCCAGUGAAACCUUGUCUCAAAAAACCACAAACUCUUAGAGGGCUCAGGAACGCCACAGCCCAGCCCAGCCUCCACGGUGGAGGGAUCUGCAGGACCAGGACAAGCAGGUGAAGGAGACAGGUGCACACGAGUCAGGUGCACAGCAAGCACGACUACCCGCAGCAACCGAAGGUCAGAGCUCCUGGGGGCUGCUCGGCGCACACUUCCGCUUUCCCGCGGGCUUGUCUGGGGCUUGUCUGGCGCGCAUCAUUGAGUCGCGGCUCCUAGAUUUGCCGGAAGCGGUUUCGGUCGCUGGCGUAUUUCCGCUACAGAGUUGAAGUCAGGGCGGCGCGCAGCCGAACUGAGGACUGAAGCUGCAGGAGCUGGGCGAUCGUCCGGUGCCGGCCUGGCGUGCAGCUCUGGGUCGCCCUGCUCCGCGCCACCGCGCUUGCGCCGAAGCCGACUGGACCCGCCGCAGCCCCUGCGGCCUUCAGAUGCGCCCACAUCUCGCUGCCGCUGCUCCCCGGGAGGCUGGACGCAAGCGCUGCUUCCGACGGGGCAGCGCUCCUCCCGGGCGGGCUCACCGUGAGGACCCUCCGUAGCAGGCAGUCCUGGAGCCAUCCGUGUGUCAGGUGCCAGUGACCUUCAGAGAUGUGGCCGUGUACUUCUGCAGGGAAGAGUGGGACUGUCUCAGCCCUAGCCAGAGGACCCUCUACCGGGAUGUGAUGCUUGAAAACUUCAGGAACUUCAUCGAGCUGGGAUACUGUGGCCCUAGACCAGACCUUAUUUCUCACCUGGAUCAGUGGGAUGAACCAUGGGUUGAAGACUGGGACAGACCUGAGUUUCUAGAAGCACAAAAAGGUGUCUGCCCAGGAGGCAGACAGUCCACAGAUCGUAAGAGAGCCCGCAUUCUGGCUUCAGCUCAUGAGAGGACCCAUCCACGGACAGGAGCCAAGAGGGGGGCUACCUUGAAGAAGAGUGUCCUGACCCUGGGUAAGGUGCGCCUCCCCAGAGCCACCUCUGGCGAGAAAGCGGACCACCAGGAAGCUUUCCCGAACCGGCCGUGUGGGAAAUCCUGCAGGAAGCAGCCGGGCCUGCAGGAGGAGGAGCCGUGCAGGGCUGCCGCGGAGGGACAUCCCUUCAUCUGCGGCACGUGUGGGAAGGCGCUGAGCUGCCACAGCCGCCUGGCUGCUCACCAGACGGUGCACACCGGGACCCGGUCCUUUGAGUGCUGUGAGUGUGGCCAGACCUUCCGCUGGGUGUCCAACCUCCUGCGCCACCAGAGGAAUCACACCAGCGAGAAGCCCUUCUGCUGCGAGCUGUGCGGCCAGGCCUUCAGCCUGAAGGACCGCCUGGCCCAGCACCGCAAGGUCCACACGGAGCACCGGCCCUACGCCUGCGGGGACUGCGGCAAGGCCUUCAAGCAGAAGUCCAACCUGCUGCGCCACAGACUCGUGCACACCGGGGAGAGGCCCUUCUUCUGUGGCAGCUGCGGCAAGGCCUUCCGCACGAAGGAGAACCUGGGCCACCACCAGCGGAUCCACAGCGGGGAGAAGCCCUACACGUGCGGCGAGUGUGGCAAGGCCUUCCGGUGGCCCAAGGGCUUCAGCAUCCACCAGCGGCUGCACCUGACCAAGAGGUCCUACGAGUGCCAGCACUGUGGCAAGGGCUUCCGCCACCUGGGCUUCUUCACGCGCCACCAGAGAACUCACGGGCGCGGGGAGGUGUGAGGGGACCCGCAGGCAGCUGCUGGUCCUUCCCCGGUUCUGGGGCUCCGGGCCAGCCGCGGCAAGCCUCGAAGCCCGGUGGUCCCCGAGUCCCUCCCUGAGGAAGUCCUGCCAGGAAAUGGGCACAGGGGGGGCGGGCAUCACGUGUGCAGGCCGAGCCGGCCACAGCGCUGGCUGCCUCAGCUGAGGAGUUUGCCCCUGUCCCGAGUGUCACUUGGGUGCCCUUUAACCCCCCCCCCAGCUCUUUCAUCACGUCUCCUGUUGGUGGGAGGGAGGUUGGAGCUGACAAGGCGGCCCGGUGGGUGAAGGCACAUGCGUGUGGCAAAGCCCGAGAACCGGAGUUUGGUGCCCAGAGACCCACCCGGUCGGAGGAGAGAACCCGAUGCCCUAAGUUCUCUGACUUCCCGCAGCACAUGUGUGCAUACAGACGCACAAGAAAUACAUAAAUAAAUGGGGAGGAAAAAAAAAAAAAAACUUCUUCAACCUCCACAGGUGACCAUAGAAACAAACACCCUUGUUAAAGGGCUGCAGGGAGGCCUGGAUUCACACUGGGUAUUCAGCGCAGCGUGGGGGUAUGUGGAGAAGCAGCCACAGACUGUCGGGGACCGCCUGGGUAGAGGGAGAUUGUUGAAAUGCCCUCAGCACUGAUUCUCUAGCAGGUGAUCCAGCAAGAGAUACCGGAUCUUUGGCUCUAUUUAUUUGGUCUCAUUAAAGCGUAACCAGAAGGUUA